Xylaria bambusicola is the source of this 1712-nucleotide messenger RNA. RefSeq lists its product as uncharacterized. The transcript has 2 exons. Bases 633 to 1694 code for a protein of 353 amino acids. NCBI's taxonomy places the organism in Eukaryota, Fungi, Ascomycota, Sordariomycetes, Xylariales, Xylariaceae. The record is from RefSeq and is a predicted model, not a curated record.
GUUACCUACAUAGUACAAGAAGCUGAUCAGGGGCGUCCCAUUGUUUCUAUUUUAAUGCAAUAGACUAGCCUAUUUUGGCAAUUAGACUUCGCUCUUCACUUUUGGAUUUUUAACGGAACAGCGUAGCCACCACAUGUAGUUUAUGAAUGAUCAAUAUUGCAAGGAACAAAAUUCCUACAAUUGUAUAUAUGUAUAAAAUCGCUACUACGUAUGCGUCCAAGUUCUAAAGAGACAUGCUUCGAUGAUCAGGACACCUGCAUCUGUAUGGUGUACUGCUGGGUGCCUCGGUAGUUACUUGGGGCGGCAGGCAAGCCACAGCUUACUGAGAUUCGGAUCUAUCCGUACCGACAUGUACAGUCGUUACAACGCCAGUUGAUGAGGAUAAUUAUAGUAAGGUACAAUACUCGAUGAUGUAGAAUUUCUAAUGUAGAAUGAUUCAAUGAUUGCUCAUUCGUUGAACCGAACUAUGUUGAAGAAAGCCCAGUUCCGACGUCACGGACAGGGAGGGAUACCCCACUACCCUGCUAGACAGAUAUUCUACCAACUGCCUAUACCGAGGUUAGCUUCGAAGAAACAUAAAAGCGACGCCAUUCUCUCCAGCUAGGAGUCGCCUCGCAGAGACAAGCUCCAUCAUGGCAGACACAAACAAUCCUAUGGUUGAUUCCCCGACCAGCGGUCCCGCCGUCUCCAAGACGACGCUGCCGAUAGCGGGGUUACAAGUAGACGUCUACGGGCUCGCCGAGCUGCCCGCGGCCGCAACGUCAAUAUCAUGUCUUUGGCUGCACCACCCACGUCUACGCAGCAAGGUCGAUAUGGGUUACAUCGCGGACGAGAUCCUCUCUGCCUACCACGCCGCGUCUUCGCCCGCUUCUACGAGAGGUCUGAUCGCUGUGGCGUUUGAUCAGCGGAAUCACGGCUCGCGACUCAUCAGCGAGACCGCGAACGCGGCGUGGAGACAGGGUAACGCCACGCACGCACAAGAUAUGUUCGGCACCAUCUCUGGUGCGGUUACGGACACUGUUCACCUACUUGAUGUGCUCGAGGGGUAUCUUUUUGGAGCUGGAGGUGGGCCGGGGGCUGCGCCUGGAGGAGAAGACAGACACAUUGAUUCCAACUUGGUCCUAGGUGUUAGUCUGGGCGGUCACAGUGCAUGGCAGUUGCUUUUUGCUGAGCCUAGAGUAACGGCGGGAGUCAUCGUCAUCGGAUGCCCUGAUUAUAUGAAUCUAUUACAGGACCGUGCACGGCUUUCCAAGCUAGAGACAUUCACUGUCGACAAAGGAGCGACGUUCUUUGGGAGUAAGGACUUUCCUAAGGCUCUCGUCAGGGCGUGCGAGAAGUAUGAUCCAAAGGCGAUCAUUUUCAGCUCAGGUGAAAUCUUAACCGAACCUUCAGCCUCCGAGCAGGAUAGAAUACGGAGCAUAUUAGACUCUAAAAUCCGAGGCAAACGGUUUCAGAUCCUUUCGGGCGGCGCCGAUAAGUUGGUGCCGUACAAGGCGGGUCAGACGUUCUUGGACUUUUUCAAAAAUGCUACUACUGGAUGGUAUAAAGAUGGCAAUGUCUACGUCGAAGAUAAUGUUUAUCCGGAUGCCGGUCAUGUAUUCGCGCCAGAAAUGCGUCGAGAUGCUAUCCGAUUUGUCCUAGAUACAGUGAAGUCUCUCGAUACUUCUAGCCGAGUGGCAUCUCCGAAGAUCUAAGCCGCUAGUUUUCUAAAG